GGUGGGUGUGUGGAAGUGGAAAUAGGCAGCGGGGAGGAGGAAUGUGAAACAUUUCUGAUGCUGCUCCAGCGGCUGUUUACACGGUAGUCAGUGCGGCGUGACAUCAGAGUGCAGACUUUAUAAAUGUCAGCCAGACCAGAGGUGGACGAGACAGACGGGGCUCGCCAUCAUGGACCGACCGCCGUGUGACCGUGUGGUAGCUUUGGCCCUGCUGCUGCUUGCUGGGGCCUCACAGGUGUUGUGUCAGCUCUGUGAUCGGCCUUGUCUUUGUCCUCGUCCCGUCCCACAAUGUCCCCCGGGAGUCCCCCUGGUACUGGAUGGCUGCCAGUGCUGCCGGGUGUGCGUGAGGCAGGAGGGCGAGCCGUGCAACCAAAAGUUCCCGUGUGACACCCAGAAGGGGCUGAAGUGCGACUACAGUGCCAGCUUCCCCGGAGGCCCUGGGGAGUGUGUCGGUCAGGAGGAUCUGGUCUGCGAAGUCAACGGAAUCAGCUACCAAGAUGGCCAGUCCUUUCAGCCCUCGUGCGAUGUCUACUGCCACUGCAGAGGAGGAGGCGUGAGCUGCGUGUCCGCUUGUCCCUUGAACGUACGUCUCCCCACACCGGACUGUCCCCAUCCACAGCAUAUCCAUCUACCUGGGAAGUGCUGCAAGGAAUGGGUGUGUGAGAACCUGGAGAACUCUAUCCUUCAGGAUGCCAUCACAGCCAUGAAACCAAACGAGCAGUGGCCACCAUCCCUGGUCCCAGCUGCCUCCACCUGUACCGAGCUGAGCACCCAGUGGAGCGCCUGCUCCCAGAGCUGUGGGGCCGGGAUCUCCACACGCGUCUCCAAUCAGAAUCCAGCCUGCAGGCUACAAAUGGAGACUCGUCUUUGUAAAGUGCGGCCCUGCCAUUCACAACUUCCCUUGCCAAGCAGACCCACGGGACAGCAGGGCCAGUGUACGGCCAGCUACACAUCACAGGGGCCCAUUCGACUUGUUCACCAGGGCUGCUAUAGCACACGGGCCUACCAGCUGCGCUACUGCGGACGCUGCACCGACUCCCGCUGCUGUACACCUUACCAAACCUCCACGGCCGAGGUGACCUUCCGCUGCUCCACCGGCAGGCUUCUACAUCGGGCUGUGAUGAUGAUCCACUCAUGUGUCUGCCAUAGCAACUGCCCCUACGCCCCGUUCAGAAACCCUGCUCUUUGGGGAUACAGACCCUGACUCAUCGCCUUGGUAACAACAGGACUUCACUGAACUUUGACAUAACUCACAGGGCUCUAAUUUCACGGCGCAGCCCACGCAGUGGUAAUUUGGUCCAGCGCACCAAUGUGCGCAGCCAAUAUGGUAAUUUGGUAGACUGGACUGUGUCAAGGUGGGCGUGGUGGCGCACCAGGAGGUGUCCACAUAUUCAGCUUGGCAAUAUUCAGUGACAAUUUCGAGACAAAACAGCAUGCCAAAGAUGCGCCGAAAGCUCGCCAGAUCCAACCCGGUUUAUUCUUGGCGCAGGCGAAGCGCACACUGCGCAGUGGUAAAUUGGCUGACAGGCGCACAGUGCAGACACGUCACCAGAAGCUCACAGACAGGUUUUUUUCAGAGUGUCAGGCACAUUUCAAUGCAACCAGCAACCACUAUUUAAUGUAACCGUAUGAACCGGCAUGUAUGUUUUUGUAAUAAUUGUCCCAUCACAUCCGAUGUCGGAUAAAAGACGUCACUCAUAAUGAGAACUCAACCUGAGGACAGGCUCGACACCGGGGUUUGGGUUUUUAUUAGAUUUUCUAAAUAUUGUGUUUUCACACUUGCAAACACAAAUCUUUAAUUUGGUAGAUUUAAACUUGUAUAUUCAAGUCAUGGCUCACUGAAAUUUUGAAAUACUGAUAAUAAUUAUUCAUUUAUCUGUACUGUACAGACUGAGCUUAAAAACUAAAUGAACCCAAAUGGAGCGCAUACAAGCAAGCAAGUACAUGUUGGUAGGUUGGUAGGUCUGCAUUGAAAUGGAAGCAUCUCGUGCCUCCCCCUGACAGUUCCCCGCCCCCCACUAUUUGAGAAGCACUGAUCCAGACAAAUGAAUUCAGUAAAUAGUGAAGACAUUUUGUAUUUUAUUGCUAUGUCAAAAACCUGAAAAUUGAGCUGCUUAGACAACAAAUAUGUUUAUCCUUUGAGGGCAUUUGUAAUAAUUCAAUUCUAAAAAAAAUACUUUGACUGGCAUACUUGUGUAUGUCCCCCAGAAUGACUCUAAGGCAGUUUUGUUUGUAACACUGCUUCAAUGAUGUUGCACUUUUGCUUCUUUUCUGUAAAUAAUAGUUUCUUACUUUCAUGUUUAUGCUGAACAUUAUUGUGACAUUGUUUAAACGGCAUGCAUUUUGCUAAGA
This is a messenger RNA of Doryrhamphus excisus (bluestripe pipefish), 2352 nucleotides long. RefSeq names its product cellular communication network factor 5 (gene ccn5). The record is from RefSeq and is a predicted model, not a curated record. Gene Ontology annotation, molecular function: integrin binding; heparin binding. Gene Ontology annotation, biological process: positive regulation of cell differentiation; cell adhesion; signal transduction. Gene Ontology annotation, cellular component: extracellular matrix; extracellular region. NCBI's taxonomy places the organism in Eukaryota, Metazoa, Chordata, Actinopteri, Syngnathiformes, Syngnathidae.